AUUAAAGGGAGUUGUUGGAAUUUCCUACUUGUACAGGCACAGCAGAAGAGAGAGAUCCAUGGACAAGACAAUGCCAGAGAACUGGCUGUAUUACAAUUAAUUUUGUCCAUGCUCAAAGGUUAAAAAGCUCGGUUGCCGGGGGUAUAUAUAUAGCCUUCAAAUCCACCCCACCCCACCCCACCCCACCCCAGAUCUUUGCUUUGCUUGCCUGAAGCAAAAAGCUUUUCGAGAAAAAAAGCCCAUUUGUUCUAAUCCCAUUUUCACCCCCAAAUGCAAAUGUAAAGGCCCUUCCUUUGCUUUUUUCUUUCUGUCUAUUCACCAUCAUAUGUGAAAUUGGAGGGUGCUGGGUGGUUGGGCUAUGAUUGAGCUCAUUCUUGGUAUCUUUUUAAAAAAAAUAAUAAUAAUAAAAAAAUAAAUAAAAUUCACUAAUAAGACACUCCAAAAUUCUACAUGAAGCAGUGAUCUCAAAUUCUUACCCGAAAAUUAGCUUCAAGAGUGGAAGAAGGAAGUAAACCAACUUCAUUUCGACAUUUUCUUGAUUUUUUUUUUCUAUUUAUUGCAACUUCAGUUUUUCACAAUGAGGAAACAUGGGUGGCAGCUUCCCUACCAUCCUCUCCAGGUGGUUGCUGUUGCCGUGUUUCUGGCACUAGGGUUCGCUUUCUAUGUUUUCUUUGCUCCAUUUGUGGGAAGACAAUUGUUUCAAUACAUAUUGAUGGGGAUUUACACUCCUCUUAUUAUAUGUGUCUUCAGCCUGUACAUUUGGUGUGCUGCUGCUGAUCCUGCUGAUCCAGGAGUCUUUAGGUCGAAAAAAUAUCUUAAAAUUCCCGCCAGCAUAAAGCAUGUCAGAUUGAACGAAUCUAAACUUGGUGCAGAAUCAACUUCUUCAAUACAAGAUGCCACUGCAGCCACACCUGGAGAGAGAGUUUUUGAUAAAAGCAAUAAGAUUAUUGAUAAAAGAUCCGAAUGUAUUGAAAAUGAUAAGGAAAAUAUGUCUUCCCAUCAAAUCUCCUGCUUUAUGGCAAUGCUUACUUUGCUACCCUGUGCUUAUGUUUGUAACUCGAAUGAAGAAUCUUCCGAGCUACAAAUGAGCGAAGAUGGCAUGUUCUACUGUAGUUUGUGUGAAGUAGAGGUUUUCAAGUACAGCAAGCAUUGUAGAGUCUGUGACAAGUGUGUUGAUCGGUUUGAUCAUCAUUGCAGGUGGCUCAACAAUUGCAUAGGCAAAAGGAACUACCGAAAAUUCUUUACCCUCAUGGUGUUUGCCCUUCUCCUGCUUAUACUUCAAUGGUCAACUGGAAUCCUUGUACUCGUACGAUGUUUUCUUGAGAGAAAUGAAUUCUCUGUCGACAUCAGCUCCAAGUUGGGAAGCAGUUUCACAGUGGUUCCCUUUGUGAUUGUUGAGGCUGUAUGCACUAUAUUGGCUAUGAUUGCAACCCUGCCGCUUAUUCAACUGUUCUUCUUUCACAUUCUUCUCAUAAAGAAGGGAAUUAGCACAUAUGAUUAUAUUAUAGCUUUAAGGGAACAAGAGCAAUUAGCUGCUGCAGGUCAGCAAAGUCCUCAGAUGUCUCCCCGUAGCUCUCUUACUGGUUUAAGCAGUGCAAGCUCCAUUAACACCUUCCACCGUGCUGCAUGGUGCACUCCACCGCGCCUUUUUGUUGAAGAUCAGUUUGAUGUAGUCCCUCCAGACAAUUUAUCUGUCAGUUCACUAGGGAAAAAGACACUGAUUGAGGAAUCGACAAAGAAAAAGAAUCCCGCAGCUGUAAAGAUCAGUCCAUGGACACUGGCAAGGUUGAAUGCAGAUGAGGUUUCACAGGCUGCUGCAGAGGCAAGAAAGAAGUCGAAAAUUCUGCAGCCCGUAGCAAGACGUGAAGGGACAUAUUCCCUUGAAACUGGAAGUAGUUUUGGCAGUAGCGGACGUCGAAUGACUCCUAGACCUGAUAAUAAUAGAAAACGGGGUAGCAAACGGAUUCGCCUUCCUACUGACAUGCCCUUUGAUCCUCACUUCAAGAUUUCUAGCGAAAAUGCAGAAAACAAUAGAGAUAAUGCGAUUCCCAAAACAUCAACUGGUUUGGUCUCUCUUCAACGUGAAGCUCGAAGUGCUUUCCGAACAAGCAGAGCUAUGCCAAGCUCUGCUCACAUCGUUGGUUCUUCCCCGGAGAGUAGCUUAGAUUCUCCCGAUCUUCACCCUUUCCGUGUCUCCUCAUCAGGAGGCGAAGAAGCACGACAACUUGUUGGGCUGUCAACAGCUGGCAUGGCUUUUCAGAAGGAAAUACCGUUCUCGAGAUCAACUAGUGAUGGAUACGAGGCAUCUGGUGGUGAAGACAGUGACCAAAUAACCUCCAGAUUUGUUCAGAGAUCAACUAACUGGAGUAGCCUUCUUUUCCCUUCUGAGCAGAACAGGACAGUCACAAAACUGACUAUGCCAUCAUCUUCAUCCGCCCUGUCCAAUCACAGGAAAAUUUGAAAAAUAUUUUCAAAACUCAAGAUUUUUUUAAUUUAUUGGCCACUUGAUUUGCCUUGUUCCAUUGCUUUGUUUAUGGCUUUUAGAAUUUUGUAUUUAACUUUUGAUUGGAAAAUGUUGACAAUGCUGUAAAGGGGGGUGUGUGAAAGGUUAAAUUAUUCUGUUUUUGCUGCAUCGUCAAAGGAAUCUUCGUGAAGACAA
Olea europaea var. sylvestris is the source of this 2659-nucleotide messenger RNA. Its product is annotated as probable protein S-acyltransferase 22. The record is from RefSeq and is a predicted model, not a curated record. NCBI's taxonomy places the organism in Eukaryota, Viridiplantae, Streptophyta, Magnoliopsida, Lamiales, Oleaceae. Bases 578 to 2461 code for a protein of 627 amino acids. Gene Ontology annotation, biological process: peptidyl-L-cysteine S-palmitoylation; protein targeting to membrane. The transcript is spliced from 10 exons. Gene Ontology annotation, molecular function: protein-cysteine S-palmitoyltransferase activity. Gene Ontology annotation, cellular component: endoplasmic reticulum; Golgi apparatus.